AUGCCGGCAAAAUCGAGGUUUACGAGGCUUGACGCCUUCACGAAAACCGUCGACGAGGCGCGUGUUCGUACGACUUCCGGUGGAAUCGUUACCAUCGUCUCGCUGAUCGUGGUCUUUUGGCUGGCCUGGGGAGAAUGGGUUGACUAUCGGAAGAUAGAGAUCCACCCCGAGUUGAUAGUAGACAAGGGCAGAGGCGAGCGCAUGGAGAUCCAUCUCAACAUGACCUUCCCCAAGAUGCCCUGCGAGCUUCUAACCCUGGAUGUUAUGGAUGUCUCCGGCGAGCAGCAGCACGGCGUCAUACAUGGCGUCAACAAGGUUCGCCUCCGCUCCCAGAAGGAGGGAGGCGGCGUCAUUGACAUGAAGGCCUUGGACUUACACUCCCGCGAGGCGACCGCCGAGCACCUGGACCCCAACUAUUGCGGCGCCUGCUACGGUGCCCAGGCCCCGGCAAACGCGCAGAAGGCCGGCUGCUGCAACACUUGCGAGGAAGUCAGAGAGGCGUACGCACAAGCUUCGUGGGCGUUCGGCAAGGGUGAGAAUGUCGAGCAGUGCACGCGCGAACACUAUGCCGAACGGUUAGAGGAGCAGCGCCAGGAGGGAUGCCGCCUAGAGGGCAACCUGCGCGUCAACAAGGUCGUCGGAAACUUCCACCUUGCCCCCGGCCGCAGCUUCAGUAAUGGAAACAUGCACGUCCACGACCUCAAGAACUACUGGGACACCCCCGAUGACGCCCAGCACGACUUCACCCAUACCAUCCACUCCCUGCGCUUCGGUCCCCAGCUGCCCGACCAGGUCACCAAGAAGAUGGGCAAGCGCGCGUACGCCUGGACGAACCACCACGGCAACCCACUCGACAACACCCAUCAGGAGACCACCGACCCCAACUACAACUUCAUGUACUUCGUCAAGAUCGUGCCUACCUCUUACCUCGCCCUCAACUGGCAAAAGUCUUCCAGCUACCAAGACGAGGAAAAUUCUGGCCUCGGACUCCUCGGCCAGGGCAACGAUGGCAGCGUCGAGACUCACCAGUACUCUGUGACCAGUCACAAGCGUAGCUUGGCUGGCGGUGAUGACGCCGCCGAGGGACACAAGGAGCGUCUUCACUCCCGUGGUGGUAUUCCGGGUGUCUUUUUUUCCUACGAUAUCUCCCCCAUGAAGGUCAUCAACCGCGAAGAGCGCGCCAAGACAUUCACGGGCUUCCUCACCGGUCUUUGUGCCAUCAUCGGCGGUACUCUUACCGUCGCCGCCGCCGUCGACCGUGGCGUUUUCGAGGGCGGAUUGCGUCUCAAGAAGAUGCGCUCGAAGGACCUCUAG
Molecule: messenger RNA, 1314 nt
Organism: Colletotrichum higginsianum IMI 349063
Lineage: Eukaryota; Fungi; Ascomycota; Sordariomycetes; Glomerellales; Glomerellaceae
Product: Copii-coated vesicle membrane protein
Exons: 4
Coding region: 1-1314 (437 amino acids)
Biological process (GO): retrograde vesicle-mediated transport, Golgi to endoplasmic reticulum; endoplasmic reticulum to Golgi vesicle-mediated transport
Cellular component (GO): Golgi membrane; COPII-coated ER to Golgi transport vesicle; endoplasmic reticulum
Source: RefSeq, a predicted model, not a curated record